Molecule: messenger RNA, 1017 nt
Organism: Hemibagrus wyckioides
Lineage: Eukaryota; Metazoa; Chordata; Actinopteri; Siluriformes; Bagridae
Product: olfactory receptor 1M1-like
Exons: 2
Coding region: 31-1017 (328 amino acids)
Biological process (GO): G protein-coupled receptor signaling pathway
Cellular component (GO): membrane
Molecular function (GO): G protein-coupled receptor activity; olfactory receptor activity
Source: RefSeq, a predicted model, not a curated record
UUCUCAUUUUACCUCACUUUCUACUUCAUCAUGAGUGCUUUGAACUUCAGUUUGUUACAAAAUGCAUCAUUUGUGCGUCCAGAGUACUUUUUCAUCAGUGGAUUUUCUGGGCUACCAUUCAGCCAGUACUACUUUGUUUUUUUAAUUUUAGUCUAUAUUGUUUCAGUGUGUGGGAACUUAAUGGUCCUUUUUGUAAUAUUAGUUGAUCGAAAUCUGCAUAUUCCAAAAUACAUGGGGGUCUUUAAUUUAGCUCUUUCAGACUUUGGUGAAACAAAUGCACUGAUUCCUAACCUUGUGAAGACCUUCUUUUUUGAUUCACAGUACAUAUCCUAUGAAGCUUGUUUGGCUAACAUGUUUUUUACUUUUUUCUUUUUUGGUGGACAGUCUUUAACUCUUGUUGCACUGGCAUAUGACCGCUUUAUUGCCAUUUGCUUACCCCUGAGAUACCAUGCUAUUGUAAAUAACUCAUUCAUGUUUGCAACUUUAACAUCAAUCUGGAUAUUUAGUUUUAUUAUAAAUGGCAUAACUGUGGUUUUGAUUACACGACUUUCAUUUUGUAAAACCAAUGAGGUAAAGAGCUUUUUUUGUGACCAUGGGCCAAUUUAUACAAUUGCUUGUAAUGACAACAGUAUAAACUCCUUCAUGGCAAAAUUUUGUACUGUAGUAUACCUCUAUGCACCAUUCACUGCCAUAAUCUUAUCAUACGUAGGCAUUCUGUUGGCCUUAACUAAGAUUACAACAUGGGAGGGUCGCCUUAAGGCACUGAAAACAUGUGUCUCUCAUCUGCUGGUAGUAGGAGUAUUUUUCCUACCUAUAGUAAGUACAUAUCUUGCUGCAGUAACUGUCUCUCUCCAUCCUAAUGCUAGGAUAAUCAAUACUUCACUAUCAAGGACUAUUCCACCUAUGUUAAAUCCCAUCAUUUAUGUCUUGAACACAAAAGAUUUCAGAAGCUUCAUAGUGAAAAUGCUUAAAAUGAAAACCAGUAUAAUUCCCCAGGUGCACACUAUAGCAAAGUGA